AAUCUCUCUUUAUCUUAUCACUAAUUUCUCAUUUCGUUUCCUUCUUACUUUGUACAUCACUGUUAAUAUACCUUCUCAGUUCUCUUCCUUCUUUUUAUUUUCAGAUCUCGAUUUUCCUUUUCAAUUUCUACAUGAUCUUUUAAUAUGCACCGAUAAUAAAAAAAAUAAAAAAAUUCCCGAUUGAACCCGGCAGUCGGUGAAAUCAUAAGCGAGUUUUUUCAUGCUUGUUGCGGUGAUCGGUGACUGACUCUGAUUCUUCAAGGUGCGAUUUUGGUUUUGAAUUAAUCCAUUUUCUGUGAACCAAAAUAAUCAAUAAUUUGAGAGAGGUCGCGUUAUUGGUGUAGUAGGUUUUGGGAAUAUGGUAGAUAGAAUGGGUUCUCUGAAAGGACAAGUUGUUUGCCUCACUGUUCUUGCUAAAGUAGGAGGGUUAUGCAGUGUCCCUAUGACUGGACCAAUGAACUACGCUAGGUGUAUUAGAAGUGAAUUUUGGGGACUCAGUGCUACCAAAGCUAAGGCCAGUGUCCUUUCUUGCCAUAUAAACAUGAGAAAGUGCAAGGCUGUGAAUUGCAGUUUCAACUCACCCUCAAAUGGCGGUGGAAGUAUGGCUGAAAAUUUUAAUGAAAAAGAUGAAGAUUUUGUUAACUCCAGUGUUGUUGAAGCUGUUGAGGUGAAAAGUGGAGCAGAUGGUUUCCUGAUCAAAAUGAGGGAUGGUAGACACUUGCGAUGCAUCCAUAACAACCCCCACGGAGGACUUCUUCCAGAUUAUGCACCACAUCCUGCUAUUGUGUUGAAGAUUGAGGAUGGGACUGGUCUACUUCUCCCCAUAAUUGUUUUGGACAUGCCAAGCGCAUUAUUGAUGGCAGCAGUACGCAAUGUUCAAAUAGCUAGACCUACUAUGUAUCAAGUUGUGAAGGAGAUGAUUGACAAGAUGGGCUAUGAAGUCAAACUUGUCAGAGUUACUAAGAGAGUUCAGGAGGCAUAUUUUGCUCAGUUAUAUCUUUCCAAGGUUGGAAAUGAGGCAGAAUGUAUUAGCUUUGAUCUUCGACCUUCAGAUGCUAUCAACAUUGCAGUGAGAUGCAAGGUGCCGAUACAAGUCAACAAGUAUUUGGCAUACAGUGAUGGAAUGAGAGUAAUUGAAUCAGGCAAACUUUCAACACAGUCCCCUGGAUCAGAUGGCCCAUUAUUUACUGAACUAGACCGGCCAAGUGGUAAGCCUUGUGCUGAAACCAAGGAGUUCAAUCUUCUGCACAACAUGUUGAAAGCUGUUGUAGAAGAGCGCUAUCAAGAUGCUGCUUUAUGGAGGGAUAAACUUAAUCAACUUAGGGCUGGAAAAAACGUGAAUAACAGAUCCUGGACACUAUAAAUUGUAUAUAGCAAUCCAACAUUAGAAUGUCAAUGGGAAUUGGUAGAGCCGAUACCUGUCUUGUCUUUUCCCUUCUUCCGCUUAUGUAUACGCUUAAUACGUUUGUGAAUAUUUGUAUAUAUAUCUAAACAUUAAUGCUAAUGCAUCAUCAGAACUUUAUCAUGCUUUUCCGCUAUUUGAUUCAAUCCUCUAUGAGCUGUUAAUUUGUAGUGUUGGUUUCAUUGGACUCGGCAUGCUGC
Molecule: messenger RNA, 1602 nt
Organism: Gastrolobium bilobum
Lineage: Eukaryota; Viridiplantae; Streptophyta; Magnoliopsida; Fabales; Fabaceae
Product: bifunctional nuclease 1-like
Exons: 10
Coding region: 359-1363 (334 amino acids)
Biological process (GO): protein ubiquitination
Cellular component (GO): nucleus; VCB complex
Molecular function (GO): nuclease activity
Source: RefSeq, a predicted model, not a curated record